AUGAACAACAACACGGCCGAAGUUCCGAACCAGGUAACCAAAGAUCAUUCUAGUUUUCAUGUCUACACAGAAAUCUUCCAGAUGGAGGUUGUUCCAUCAGCUGCUCCAGUUAAGCCCUUCGUGGUGCCGGAGCUUCCGCAAGACACUGGUCUAAAGCGGAAGACUGCUACGGCCCCUGAGGUUCCGGCUAAGAAGCCGAAGGAGGUAGAGGUGGAGGUGGAGGUGUCGGUGCCGGCGGCAGUUCCAGAGAUUCCGAACCCUUCGCCGGUCUACACGGCUACACCGUCGCCAUCCACGGAGCCGCCAAAGCCAGACGCACCACGACCACAUCCGACUCCGGAGACUAUGGUAACCGAAUCUUACGGUUUCACAAUACUUUUACUUCCGUAUUUUGCAGGGAAUCAAGGAAGGAAUGGAUCCAGACAUGAGCCGCCUUCCCAAAGGAUUCAAGCUCGGCAACCUGGCACGUGAAAAAUAUGCGGUAAGCAAAGCCAGACAAUAAUAACAGACGAUCUCAUCAAUUACCACCUUCGUUUAGGGAAUCGUCAUGGCCGACUUGCACGACCGUUACGAGAUCCAGAUCUACUGCCGUCUGUUCGAGCACUUCUCCUACUACCCGAUCUACAGAUUCGACAAGGACGAGUGGGUGACGGCUCAUGACCACGCGGUGCGUGAGGUCAUCCGCUUCCGCACUCCUCCGAAGAUCCUUUGGCAACAGGCUCGCCGCAGCUAA
Molecule: messenger RNA, 733 nt
Organism: Caenorhabditis sp. 36 PRJEB53466
Lineage: Eukaryota; Metazoa; Nematoda; Chromadorea; Rhabditida; Rhabditidae
Source: the annotation of a GenBank genome assembly